Messenger RNA from Camelina sativa (false flax), 2287 nucleotides. RefSeq lists its product as uncharacterized. Gene Ontology annotation, biological process: meristem development; meristem maintenance. NCBI's taxonomy places the organism in Eukaryota, Viridiplantae, Streptophyta, Magnoliopsida, Brassicales, Brassicaceae. The record is from RefSeq and is a predicted model, not a curated record.
UUGUAGAGGAUUAUUAUCCUAAUCGUGUUGCAAUGCAAUUCGGGCUAGGGCAAGAUCUGCCUGGUUUGGUUGCUCAUCAGAGCAACUUCACAAGAAAUGAAGCUUGGGAUGAUUACAAUAAAUGUCUUGAUGGUUUAAAGUUGUACAUGCCUUCUCAUCUUUCUACAAGUUCUGUUACUGCGAGAUACAGAGACUGGUGGCUGAAAUCAGUUUCAGAGUUUUUGGGUUCUAAAGAGGUGCAGAAAGAGCCACGUGAAACUUUUAAUGCAAGGAAUACAUUUGAUAAAUAUGAUGAUGGUGAUAUUGAUGUAUCUCUCAAGGCAUUGCCUUUGAUUCCAGUGGUUCAGAAUUUGCAAGAAGGUUUUACUGUAAAACGCCGAAGAUCUAGGAUGCGCAGCUUAGCAAAGAUAUAUAAGAUAGGUGCGUUGGUGAACACUCUUGUGUCUUCAGGUUGGAAGAUGAACAAGACAAGUGGGGAUUUGACAAACAAGAGAAGCAGUUACGAAUCUUUGCACAUGAAAACAGCUUGUGGCAAUGGUAAUGAGAGUUCUAUGGAUGAAGAAGAUGUUAACAUGACCAUUUCUCAAAUCAUCAGAUGUGGGAAGAAGUAUAGUGAUGCAGAUAAACCAGGAGGAGAUGCUUCUGAAUCACUCGGAAAAAGAAGUAGAAGAUAUCUGGUGGCGGACAGUGAUGAUGAUUUAGGGCCUUGUCAAAAUAAUGCUUCGAGAAAACUAGAACAAAGGAGUGAAGAGGAUGAUGAAACUGCAAAACAACCAGAAAAGACAAGGCAAAGAUGUGAUGAUGUAAAUGGAAGUAAUGCAGAGAAGAAGACUAUGAUUGAUGACAGAACGAAGGAAGCAGAGUGUUGGCUCCAUAGAGAUAGAGAAAAGCAGAGAUGCAUUGAAAAGCUUUGCAGUGAAGUUAAGACGGGAGAAGAUAUUGAUGAAAGAUUGAGGCAGAGAAAGCUUGCAAUAAAGGAGAUAGGAGUGAAGCUGGAGGCACGUAUUAUGAAGGUGGAGAAGAGUUUGGCCAAGAUUAGAAAAUGGAAAACCAGACCUCAUAAUGGUCACCGGAACAAUUCCUCACGGGGUGCAGCUUGGAGUGAUUAUAACAAACCUAUCAGUGCAAUCGAAGUAUGCAUACCUUCCCGUUCUAUGAUACCUCGUGUUACCACGGGGUUCUGCGAGUGGUGGAGGAAGACGUUUCCAGAAUUCCAGAAGUAUUCUUCUAAGGAGAAGGGUGUUGUUGAAUCAGCUGAAACAUCGAAUGCAAGAAACAUCAUUGUUCCUUCAGGCUCUAAGAUGAACAUUGCAAGCAAUGAUGAAAUGGAUAUAGCUGAGUGUUUAAACAAGAAACGAAAAGGCAUGGAGGAAGCUCGUGACAAGAGACGCAAGUACUUGAAUCAAGCUCCUGAAACAGGUUCUAAAACAGUGGCUGGUGAAAGUGGAAAGAAUAUGGCAUUGAUCCCAUUUUUUGGAAACAAAUCUUCAGAUCCUCCCCUUGGUGUUAAUAAAAGAGCACUUGACAUUGUUGUGUAUGGAAGCAAUGCUGAUCUGAUCGAUGAUGGCAGCAAGAAACCAAAGUGCAUGGAGCAAGAUCGUGACAAGAGACGCAAGUACACAAGUCAAGCUCUUGAAAUAGGUUCUAAAAGUAUGGCUGAUGAAAGUGGAAACAAUAUUGCAUUGAUUCCAUUUGUUGGAAACAAGACUUCAGAUCCUCCCCUUGGUGGUAAUGAAGGAGUACUUGACAUCACUGUUGUGUAUGGUAGCAAUGCCGAUCUGAUCGAUGAUGGUAGCAAGAAACCAGAGUGUUUGCUCAAAGAAGAUGGUAUCAUAGCAGGACGCUCAGAUGAGAAGUUGUGCAGUAAUGAAGCUGAGAAGGAAGUUGAUGACUCAUGCGAAAAGAGAUUUGAAGAGCUGAAAGUGAUGUCAUCAACGUUAGAAGAGACUAUUAAUAAGGUAUCAAAGAAGGUGACAUUGAUGAAAGAAAGGAAGGUCGAGAAACUGAGAAAAAUUGCAGCAGCUCGUUUCAUCUAGGAGGGUUCGAGGUUGUUCUGGGAAGUCCAAUGCAAUUAUAUAGAAUAAUCAAAGAUCAACCUCACCUCUCUGAGGUUUUGGUUUACUAUUAUCUUUAAAUGUUUCAUUUGAAUUCAGUUAUGAGCUAGUAGCUUCUUGGUGUGUUGCAGAUCAGAUACUUGUUACUGGUAUAUGCAUUGGUAUAGGCAUUUGUUAUAAGUUCCAGACUUUGAAUCAUAAGAAAGCCAGCCAGCUCCCAACAAUUCAUUGUA